UGCUUCUGCCUUUUCUGCCAAAAGGCAGAGGAUACGGGUCCCCUCCACUCCGCUUGGCUUCCCCUCCCCCCGUGACUCCGCGACGGAGAAGACAAACGAUGACGCCUCCCGGCCAACUGCUCCCCUUGACCCGCACGCUUCUACCCCCUCCUGCACCUCCCAUCCUCCCCCGCCGCCGCAGCGGGUGCCCGUCUGCGGCGCACGCCCGAGCCCCGCCUCCGCUUCCAUGGCGACCUCACCGCGGCUGCCUCCUGCCACCUGCUCCUCUUCAGCUGUUCCGGGCUCCGACCAGGCCCGCUCCCGCCCCGGCGCCUCCCGGGGCUUCGGCAGCUGGCGGAGGCGAGGCUCAGGCUGCUGCGGCGGCGGAGUUCGUGACGUCUGAGAGGGUGAAGGUGGCGGCGAUGCUGGGGCUGGCCCUUGCGCUCUGCAACGCCGACCGCGUCGUCAUGUCCGUCGCCAUCGUGCCGCUCUCCCAGGCGUACGGAUGGACCACUUCAUUUGGAGGCAUCGUGCAGUCAUCCUUCCUUUGGGGAUAUCUGAUGUCGCCGAUAAUUGGUGGAGCGCUUGUCGACUACUACGGUGGAAAGCGAGUCAUGGCUUAUGGUGUAGCCUUAUGGUCCUUGGCCACAUUCCUGUCUCCUUGGGCAGCUGGUCGCUCUAUCUGGUUGUUCCUCUUUACUAGAGUUCUGCUGGGUAUUGCAGAAGGAGUGGCACUCCCAAGCAUGAACAACAUGGUGUUGAGGUGGUUUCCUCGCACGGAGCGAUCUAGUGCUGUGGCUAUUGCAAUGGCUGGCUUUCAGCUUGGCAAUACCAUUGGGUUACUUCUUUCCCCAAUUAUCAUGUCACGAACUGGAAUUUUUGGACCCUUUGUGAUAUUUGGAUUAUUCGGAUUUCUGUGGGUGUUGGUAUGGAUACCGGCUAUAUCUGGCACACCUGGUGAACAUGCACAGAUAUCAGCAUAUGAACUAGAGUAUAUAACCAAGGGUCAGAAAUUGGUGAAACCUCAAAUUGGAAAUGAAAAACAAAUAAAAGUUCCCCCUUUCAGCAAAUUACUUUCCAAAUGGCCAACAUGGGCUUUGAUUUGUGCAAAUGCCAUGCAUAGUUGGGGUUAUUUCGUCAUCCUUUCAUGGAUGCCAGUCUAUUUCAAGACAAUAUAUCAUGUUAAUCUGAGAGAAGCUGCAUGGUUCAGUGCAGUCCCCUGGGUGAUGAUGGCAGUUUUAGGCUAUGUGGCUGGUGUUGUCUCGGACAUGCUUAUUAGAAAUGGUACAAGCAUUACUUUAACACGGAAGAUAAUGCAGUCAAUUGGCUUUCUGGGUCCUGGUAUUGCUCUUCUUGGUCUGAAUGCAGCAAAGAGUCCAAUCACUGCUUCAGCUUGGCUUACAAUUGCUGUUGGAUUGAAAUCCUUCGGCCACUCAGGUUUCUUAGUAAAUUUACAGGAGAUUGCUCCACAGUAUGCCGGUGUGCUACAUGGAAUGUCAAAUACAGCUGGAACAUUUGCUGCCAUUUUAGGAACUGUUGGAGCAGGGUUUUUUGUUGAUCGGAUGGGUUCUUUCCGUGGAUUUUUGAUAUUGACAUCGCUUCUAUACUUCAGUAGUGCUAUUUUCUGGGAUAUCUUUGCUACUGGAGAGCGUGUUGAUUUUGAUGGCACUGGCUAGCACCUUGGAGGAACUCUGCAGUUUCUAUCCUCAAAAUACAAAAUGAUGAUUCAGGACAGUGUUUUACCGUGCUCUCUGAGAAACCAUCAGAAAGUUCUAUGCAGCUGAAGAUGAACAGCUUUUGUAUGCAGUGAGUUUUUCUUGAAAGUAGAAUACCAGUGAUGGACAAACAGAAUGGAACCGGCUUUGACGGUCAUGUUAGCUUUUUUUGGAGGGCAAGUCUGAAAUGUGAAUGUUACGAGUCAAUGAAACCUGAAGAUGUAAUAGAGAAUAAAUAGCAGGGUAGGAGGAGCCCAACCAUGCGUGGCACCGAAAGUAGUAGAGAAUUGAAAUUGAUUUGCAGGCUAGUUGGAAGCUGGGAAUCCAGCAUGGGUUAAGAGAACAGGAGUUUGAAAACACAGAACUUCUUAGGUGUAGACACCACGAAAUAAGUUGUGGGCUUUUAAAAUCAUUUUGACUUGUGUGGUGUUUUUUGGGGCAAUUCUCCUUCUUGUAAGUAUAAAAUGCAGGCAGGGAAACAGUACUCGUCAACAGGGAACAUAGAAGGAUAUGUACAUUGAUGAAAAAUAUGUAAAAUUCCAAUGUAAAGCUGUUCAGUAUUGAGAUUAUCAGCACA
This is a messenger RNA of Phragmites australis (common reed), 2271 nucleotides long. RefSeq names its product probable anion transporter 3, chloroplastic. Gene Ontology annotation, molecular function: phosphate transmembrane transporter activity. The coding region runs from base 99 to 1655 and encodes 518 amino acids. Gene Ontology annotation, cellular component: plastid. Gene Ontology annotation, biological process: transmembrane transport. Lineage: Eukaryota; Viridiplantae; Streptophyta; Magnoliopsida; Poales; Poaceae. The transcript has 8 exons. The record is from RefSeq and is a predicted model, not a curated record.